AUGAAUCUCAACACCACAAUCAGCGGCGCUAUCCCUGCUUACAGGGACAACCAGACCGUGAUGAAUUGUAAAAGAAUACCGACCACCAGCUUUGCGGUCGCUCUCAUCGAGGAGGAGCAGCGCUCGAGGCGCCCCAGAGUAGCGGCAUUCCUGUCUACCAAUCGCCGUGGGACGAGCGAGGUCAGAGACCUUUUGAAGAAAGAAAGUGGUGAGAACGACAGCUCCGCGUGGAUCUAA
This is a messenger RNA of Diaporthe amygdali, 237 nucleotides long. RefSeq lists its product as uncharacterized. NCBI's taxonomy places the organism in Eukaryota, Fungi, Ascomycota, Sordariomycetes, Diaporthales, Diaporthaceae. The transcript has 2 exons. The coding region runs from base 1 to 237 and encodes 78 amino acids. The record is from RefSeq and is a predicted model, not a curated record.